Molecule: messenger RNA, 714 nt
Organism: Cyprinus carpio (common carp)
Lineage: Eukaryota; Metazoa; Chordata; Actinopteri; Cypriniformes; Cyprinidae
Product: bone morphogenetic protein 7-like
Exons: 2
Coding region: 166-714 (182 amino acids)
Source: RefSeq, a predicted model, not a curated record
CAAUGCACCAUUACACAUCAUGCUGGAUUUAUCUCUGGAUUGGAUUAUUAAACACAGGCAGUGUAUUUAAAACCACCUCGACUUCGUGAUAUAAUCAAACGAAGUAGCAAGACUUACUGUCAGCUCAGGACCUAUUCUUUAUUAUCAGGACUUUAUUUAUUAAAUAUGAUUCCAGUGCAGCUGAUCUCUGCUUUGAUAGUUGCGUGUGGUUACAGCGCGCUCGCGCACUCAAUGCAAGCAAACUUCAGUCUGGAUAAUGACAUUCAGUCCAGCUUCCUCCAGCGACGGCUGAAGAGCCAGGAGCGCAGGGAGAUGCAGCGGGAGAUCCUCUCCAUCCUCGGGCUGCCGCACCGGCCCCGUCCGCUCCUGCAGGAGAGGCACACCGCGGCUCCCAUGUUCAUGCUAGAUCUGUAUAAUAACGCCAUCCUGGAGGACACUUACAAACCGGCGUACACCACCCCGGGACCCCCGAUGGUGACCCAACAGGACAGUCGCUUUCUCAGUGAUGCCGACAUGGUGAUGAGCUUUGUCAAUCUGGUGGAUCUAAAAGAAGACCCGGUUGUCUCGUAUCAUCAGCACCACCAGGAGUUUCGUUUUGUUGCGACUGUCCCGCAUACGCCGGGACGAGGAAGGAUGGAGAAGAAAACAGGACACCUGCGGACAGCUCCGAUUACAAAACGUACAGAUCUUGUAAAAAAUUCAACGUUGAUUUAG